UGCAUUUUAGCGCUAAAUAAUUUGUUGCAAAUUAAUUGAUUUAAGAAAAUUUUGUGAGAACUGUUAGAAGGUUGAAAUAUAUCCAAUAACGAAUUAAAACAUAUAGUGAAAAUAUACAACGACAUAAACUCAUCAGCAGAUUAAAAUUUAACAUUUUGACGUAAUAUCAUUCUAUGAACAUUGCAUAACCUCACUCUUAGUAAAAGUAAUGUCGCAAAAAGAGUUUUAGGUUUUAGUAAUUAGUGCAUAAUUCGUAUUAAUUCUGCUGUUCUUGUACCACAAUAAUGGCUUGGAGGUCGCGUUUUACUACUUUAUUCCGAUACGUAACUAAAUCACCCCUUAUUCAUGCCCAAACAUUAAAAAAAAAUGGGAAGGUUCCACAAGUGACAACAGCAAGGCAUUUUCACAAUUCUUGGAUAAACCACAGUUUAAAAAACAAUCCACAAGAAGUUAAAGCAGAAACAGAACCUGAAUCACCAAUUUCCACACCGCUUGCAAAGCUUGAGGGAAAAUCAAUGUUAGGUUUCACUUGUAAAGUUUGCAGUACUAGGAAUACAAAGUUUAUAAGCAAAGUGGCUUAUCAGAAAGGCGUCGUUAUUGUCAAAUGUUCUGGUUGCAAUAACAAUCAUUUGAUUGCUGAUAACUUAAAUUGGUUCACUGAUUUAAAUGGAAAGAAGAAUAUAGAAGAAAUUUUGGCAGAGAAAGGAGAAACUGUACAGAAAAUUCAUUUGGACGGAUGUUUAGAAGCUCUGGACGACUCGCAUAUUGAAAAAACUUAAGUGAAAGUGUUUGUUUUUAAUUCUUGUAAUUUUUGUAAAUAAAACAUGUAAUUUAAA
Tribolium madens (black flour beetle) is the source of this 836-nucleotide messenger RNA. Its product is annotated as DNL-type zinc finger protein-like. The transcript has a single exon. The record is from RefSeq and is a predicted model, not a curated record. Gene Ontology annotation, biological process: protein import into mitochondrial matrix; protein folding; protein stabilization. Gene Ontology annotation, molecular function: protein-folding chaperone binding; zinc ion binding. NCBI's taxonomy places the organism in Eukaryota, Metazoa, Arthropoda, Insecta, Coleoptera, Tenebrionidae. Bases 285 to 779 code for a protein of 164 amino acids. Gene Ontology annotation, cellular component: mitochondrion.